This is a messenger RNA of Kockovaella imperatae, 1043 nucleotides long. RefSeq lists its product as hypothetical. The record is from RefSeq and is a predicted model, not a curated record. Bases 49 to 837 code for a protein of 262 amino acids. The transcript has 3 exons. NCBI's taxonomy places the organism in Eukaryota, Fungi, Basidiomycota, Tremellomycetes, Tremellales, Cuniculitremaceae.
CGCUCGUCUCAGGUAUCCCACUUGACAUGAGGUUGGCAUCUACACACCAUGUCCUCCAUACCCAAGGACAUAUCCAUCACAAAGCCAGGAGAGAGCUCCACCACCGGAGCCUUAGGCGUAAGAAGGAGAUCAUCGCGAGCUCACAGCUCCAAACAAGCUGAGAACGGCCAUGAAGCUCGUAACUCCAACACGACCACCUCCCUGGCCACCGGGAUCGGGGUCGGUAAGAGUGGAAGGAAACGAGUUGGAGAGCCAGCAAGAAGAGGAGAUGAGGAGGACUUGAUCUCGCCCUCUGAACGUGAGACUACCAAUGUGAAACGACCAAGGCAUCAGUCGCCUCGUAAACCGCUCUCAGAACCGCCUGACCCCCCUGAUGGCCCAGAUGGGAUCGCUGGCAAAGGCAAAAUAAAGGACACCGGUCCAAUGAUUGACCCAGACUUGCUUCUCAAACGAGUACAUUCGUAUCCUUCCGGCCUGACACCGUUCCGAUACCCAUGUCACCAUCUCGAGCUUCCGUCUCCUCCCGUCAGUGACCCGAAUGAUCCCAACUUCAAGCGCUAUGAUCCAGCAGCGAAGACCUACCAGCUUGAACCCACAGAGAUCAGCUCUUACCCCGGAAACAGCGUCCCCGCUCCCUUGCACCCGAGGCAGACCUUGCAGCCAGGCGACGAAAGCACGCGACAGCUGUUGCCGCAAUCUGGAGGAGCCGAUAUCGUGCAUGAGGCGGAGCCUUACGAAUCACUUUCGGCCUUGCUCAGUGCUUCAGAUUUCCAAAACCAUUUUGCCGAGCUCGAAGCGCAGGGUAUCUUCGCCCAACCCGAGGGGCCCGACGAGUAGGGCCUCGAGAACUAUGGGAUGGCUUUUCUCGCCGUCACCCUUGCAUGGUAGGUAUGAGAGGCAUUCCCUUCCUACGACCACGGGUGACAGGUAGCAGCAGAGCUACCCAUCAUUUAAACCAGAUCUCAGUUAGUAUUCAAAGUUGUUGUUGCCUCGUCAAUAUAGACAGUCAUGUAUCAGUGGAAUGAUCAAUGACUGCUGCUCAU